UCGGGGCGGAGCAAGAUGGCGGAGUGAGUAGGCGUAAAAGUUGCAGGUUCCGACAGAAAAUGUGAUUUUGACAUCUAGAACAGUUAAUUUUGAACAACAGUCACCCCUCAAGCCAUUGUAAGGUAGACAACACUCCGUUAGAAACUGAAGAGGAGAGAUACAUCUAGAGAAGUAAGCAUGGAAAGCAUAUACGAUGCUAUUCACUCUCUGUCACAAAGAUUUGAGGAAAGACUGGAUCAGUUCGAAAAAAAGUUUGAAAACUUAGAACAGCGCAUCCAGAAUAACGAAAUAGAGGUGACAGAAAAUAAAAAUGAAAUAAUUCAACUCAAAGCGCAAGUGGAUAGGCUGACAAAAGAGAACAUGAGCUGAAGGAAAGAUGCCUGGAAAUCGAGCGAUUCGGAAGACGAUGGAAUCUCAAAUUGAUCGGGCUACCGGAGAAGGAAAACGAGGAUACAAGAGAUGUCGUGAUCGGUCUUCUCACAAAAGUGAUUCCGAUGUCAGUGAAAAAAUUACACGAAACAAUGUUGGUACUGUCCAUCGUCUGGGAAAGAAAGAUGAUCCCGCCUUCAACAUGAGACCACGACCGACCAUCAUACAGUUUGGCAUGCGGACGACGAGAUCUGGAGGAGGUCGAGGGAGGCCAGAGUCUGCAAAGAGAUGCAUGUUCAAUUCAGACAGGAAAGUAGGCUACGCCAUGCGGGAUCUGGGAACCGGCUGCCCGGCGGCAGUCCGACGGCGCUGUCGGACGAGACGGUGGUGUCGGUCUGCUGCACGCUGCACGAGGUCACCAGCCGCAACAUGGAGAACGCCAAAGCUCCGGCCGACAGCCGAGGCAUCGAGAAGCUGGUGGACUUCAGUAAAGGACGGGGAAAGGGUACUCGAUGAAGGUUGUGGAGGCGGCAGCGCAGGUGUUGAACACGCUGUGGCAGUACAGAGAGCUGAGGAACCUCUACAAACAGUUUCCAAAGAGCCUGUCCACCCUCAGUGUCCUUCGGGACAGCAGCUGGAGGGACGGCUGCUACUGAUGGAUGGACUGGUGGACACCCCGCUGGCUCGGGUAACUCGCCACACCUCAACAUAAAGCUUUUCCUUGGGGACGUUUUGACCAAAAAGUAACUGUAACCUUAAAUCUGCUUAAGUGCUGCAUACAAGAGUUCUCCAAAAGGGCCACAAGUGAACUGAUCUCUCAUGUCAUCCAUUGAAUUCUAUGCAGAAUUUCUUCGGGGAAGGCGGGAUGUCUUUAUUUUUUUUCUGGAUUUGAGUGGAUGCAGAUCAGGUCUAAUUUUACCGACAGCUUGACGCUCAUGAGUUUGGUCCGUGCCAAGGGGGAGUUGUUCCCUGUUGCUCUUGUGCAAUAAACCACUGGCUGUAGGGUACCAGUAGUACUGACCUGCUAAAGAGGCUUGCCACUUUUUAUAAAAAAAAAGAGCCUCACAAUACUGUAUGUAUUUAUAUAUUUAUUUUAAAUACCUUUUUUAAACUAAUCAGGUGUUUUCCCUCUGGCAACAAGCGCCAAAGAUGCUGCUAAAAUGAAUCCAUCCCUGUUGGUUUGGGCACAUUUGGUCUCAUUUUUACAAGGUCGACUGUAUGUAUCUGUGUACAAAGCUUACUAUUAAAUGGCUAUUUAUAUAAAUAUAUAUUGAUGCAAUAUUAUUGAAUUUUAAAUGUGACCAAAAGGAAAAAGGUGUGAAUGUGUUUACAAAAUUGUCUCACCAUGGUGUCACUAAACUGUGCAUAUUAACUCUCUGAAAUAGUUUAAGGCCCUGUAAGGGAUCUGUUCUUGUUGCACUUUGUAUAAAUCUCUGAACUUACUGAUGUUCUUAUCUUCUGUUUACUAAUGGUUGCACUUCCUUUUACAUUUCAUCUUCGGGAUUUUUUUUUUUGUGGGAAGAUUUCGGUUCUACACGGCAUAAUGUAGCACUGUUUCUUUGUAAUAUUUGGCUAGUGUUUUUAAAUGGCCGUCACUAUGGCACAUUUCACAAAAUCCUGAGCCUUUUGUUCCUGUGAUGAGCUGAAUGAGAGAAACAUUUUAAUAAAACCCACUGAAUCAAAUAUGA
This is a messenger RNA of Perca flavescens (yellow perch), 2057 nucleotides long. RefSeq lists its product as uncharacterized. The record is from RefSeq and is a predicted model, not a curated record. The transcript is spliced from 4 exons. The coding region runs from base 377 to 1081 and encodes 234 amino acids. Lineage: Eukaryota; Metazoa; Chordata; Actinopteri; Perciformes; Percidae.